AUGAUUAAGCGUUUCUAUCGCCAGCUAAAGACCGCCCUGCAUGCCGUAGAAGACCCAGGAAACUGGUCGAACAACCUUUCUCUUGCACUCCUCGGCAUCCGAGCAGCUCUAAAGUCGGAUCUGGGCUAUAGCGCAGUUGAAGUGGUUUUCGGCACUACCCUCCGACUGCCAGGCGAGAAGAUCACCCCAACAUCUCGUGCAGCCGAUAAGACUCCUGACAAUCUUUUGUUCCGUUUGCGGCAAUUUAUGCGCUCGCUUAUCCCGGUUCCACCUCGAAGUCCAAUGACUGAGUCUUAUGUUGAAAAAGACUUGGACAACUUUACUCAUGUGUUCGUCCGGUGUGACCGUGUGCGCCAGCCGCUGGAAUCCCCAUACGAAGGACCGUUCCGCGUGCUCGCGCACAACGCCAAGACCUGCCGGAUUCUUCGCGGUAACAAGGAGGGCGUGGUCAGUGGCGAUCGGGUCAAGGCUACUGUUGCAGAGGAGCAGCCGGGCCUGUCACAAGGACAAAAAUGUGCUGACCCCCUAACCCCUAUUCCUCCAUCUUCGCUAUCGCCUGCUCAUUCACCCUGCCUACUGCAUCGCCCUUCCCCUGCCUUGCCCUCCACCCCUCCGUCCCACAUACUUCCUCUCCCAACAUGUCUAAAGCACCCAACGGCAACAGCGCCGUCCACUAUAUCCCGCAGUCGACUCUCUUCGACUGUACCUACUUCUCGCACCACUCGCAAUGACCGUCACGUUCAUUUCCCUGAUCGUUUACUUACGCAUUUUUUCUAG
Messenger RNA from Spirometra erinaceieuropaei, 777 nucleotides. The record is from the annotation of a GenBank genome assembly. Lineage: Eukaryota; Metazoa; Platyhelminthes; Cestoda; Diphyllobothriidea; Diphyllobothriidae.